This is a messenger RNA of Stomoxys calcitrans (stable fly), 770 nucleotides long. Its product is annotated as thioredoxin-2-like. Lineage: Eukaryota; Metazoa; Arthropoda; Insecta; Diptera; Muscidae. Bases 92 to 583 code for a protein of 163 amino acids. The record is from RefSeq and is a predicted model, not a curated record. The transcript has a single exon.
UCAACAUUUCAAAAUAUUUUUCAAUUUAAAUUAAAAAAUAAUUUUAGGAAAAACUAGUCUUUAAUAAAAAUAUUAUUCAUAAAUUCUCAAAAUGACUUCAAUAGCUCCAUCAAAAAAAUCCACUCCAAGAGGUAGUAAAAAUGGAGCAGAUCAUUCGCAAACUCUACAAAUUAACGAACCGAAAAGGUCUUCCAAGGCCUUUACCCUGCCCACAGAUAAACAUUUGUUUUCCUUAGAGAAACCAGAUGAUUUUGAAAGCAUCAUAUCCGAGGCCGGAGAUCGUGUGGUAAUGUUUGAAUUCUUUGCAGCCUGGUGUGGCCCCUGUAAGAUUUUGACCACCAAACUCAUGGACAUGGCUGAAGUGUAUAAGGGCAAGCUAUUGAUUGUGAAAAUUGAUGUUGAUGAAUUUGAAGACAUGGCUGUGGAGCAUAAUGUCACUGCCAUGCCCACAUUUUUGAUAAUGCAGCAUAAAAAGUUGCUGAAACAAUUUGCCAGCAGCAAUGCCGAGAGUUUGCAGGAGACGGUGGAGACUUAUGCGGGAAAGCCAGAAGGACAGGGAAAUGGAAAAGAGGAGAAGAAGUGAAGAGCUCUCACAUUCAAUAUUUAAAUUUGAUGGGAAAAUUAAGGCUGGCAUUUUGGAAAAGUUUACUGAACUUUCAAAAUUGUAAUUUUAAAUGAUUAUUUCAAGAUUUUCACUGCCAAUUUUAGAUGUCCAUAAUAAACAAAAUUAUUUAGAAAAGUGCGAGAAAUUUGUAGUCAAACAUUAAAAA